Messenger RNA from Thermothielavioides terrestris NRRL 8126, 2165 nucleotides. RefSeq lists its product as uncharacterized. The coding region runs from base 296 to 1867 and encodes 523 amino acids. Gene Ontology annotation, molecular function: iron ion binding; oxidoreductase activity, acting on paired donors, with incorporation or reduction of molecular oxygen; heme binding. The record is from RefSeq and is a predicted model, not a curated record. The transcript is spliced from 3 exons. NCBI's taxonomy places the organism in Eukaryota, Fungi, Ascomycota, Sordariomycetes, Sordariales, Chaetomiaceae.
GGGGUGUGCUCGGGAAGCCAGCUGGGUACUACUGGCUAAAUAACUCCCAGGGCCGCCGCCGCUUAACGGCGUCCUGGCCCGCAACACCAAGCUUCUUAUUAAUCUCCUGACGCGGGCAGCUUCAACAGUUGCCGUCCUGAGCCCCCCGUCCCCUUCGGACCUAAAGUGUAGUAGUCGACGUUCAGGUUCAACAACCCCUGAUUCCCUCGUCAUCACCUUUCCGCCCCGGCCCCCCCUCUCCGCCGCCCGGCCAGGCAGCCACGGCCACCAUCAACACCAGCACACCUCCACCAACAUGGGAAUCCUCAAGAGCAGGGGCAGCGAUGUCCCGGAGACGAAGACCCUCGUCGGGACCGCGGUGGCCUUCCUCGCCGCGCACUGGGCGGUCGCCCUCUUCUCUGCCCUCUUUUUGAGGGCAUUGUACAGGCGCUACGCGUCGCCGCUGCGCAAAUACCCGGGGCCCUUCCUCGCCUCCUUCACGCGGCUCUGGAAAGUCAAGUCGACGGCGUCCGGGCGCACGCACCUGGACCACAUCGAGCUGCACCGCAAGUACGGGCCGGUGGUGCGCAUCGCGCCGAACGAGGUGUCGGUGUCGUCGCCGGAGGCCGCGCGCACACUGCUGAGCGCGGGCAAGCGCUUCUUCAAGACGCCCUUCUACGGCGUCUUCCCGCCGCCCGAGAACCCGGACAUCUUCACCGAGACGCGCGAGGACGUGCACGCGAUCAAGAAGCGCGUCGCCAACGUGCCCUACAGCAUGGCCGCCAUGCAGCAGCUGAGCCCCUUCAUCGACGACACGAUCGAGUUGCUGAUCAAGAAGAUCGACGAGCACAUCGCCGCCCGCCGCGGCGUCUUCGACCUGGGCGACUACCUGCACUACUUCGCCUUCGACGUGCUCGGCGAGGUCGCCUUCAGCCGCAGCUUCGGCUUCCUCGCCGAGGGCCGCGACGUGGACAACGCCAUCAAGACCAUCGACAAGUCGCAGGUGUACAACGGCAUCGUCGGCCAGGUGCCCGAGCUCGACCACCUGCUGCGCAGGAACCCGCUGUGGCAGUUCGUGCCCUGGCUGAGCACCAAGAACGCGCUCAUCACCCGCAUGGCGCUCGAGGAGAUGGCCCGCCGCCAGCCGUUCGAUAAGGAGAACGGCGGGCUGCUGCGCAGCGGCGACGGCCGGCAGGAUCUGAUGGCCAGCUUGAUCCAGGGGCAUUUGAAGGACCCGGAGAAGUUCGGGGAGGGCGACGUGUUUGCCGUGGCUCACGGCGCCAUCUUCGCCGGCUCCGACUCGACGGCCUCGACGAUGCAGUCCUUCUUCUGGCACGUGCUGGACUGCCCGCGGGCGUACCAGGGCAUCGUGCGGGAGCUGCAGGAGGCCGUGCGCGCGGGCACCAUCCCCGCCGAGGGCAACCUGACGUGGAACCAGGCGCAGAACCUGCCGUACCUGCAGGCCUGCCUCAAGGAGGCCAUGCGCGUGCGCCCGGCCGUCGGCCUCAACAUCACCCGCCUCGUCCCGCCCGAGGGCGCCGAGCUGGACGGCCACUUCUUCCCCGGCGGCACCGCCAUCGCCUGCAACGGCUGGGUGCUGCACCGCGACAAGGAGAUCUUUGGCCAGGACGCCGACGACUUCCGCCCCGAGCGCUGGCUGGAGGACGAGGAGCGCGCGAAGCGCAUGGAGCGCUACAUGUUCCAGUUCGGCGGCGGCAGCCACCUGUGCAUCGGGCGCAACCUGGCGCUGCUCGAGAUCAACAAGGUCGUGCCCCGGUUGCUGCGCGACUACCGCUUCGAGCUCGCGCACCCGGGUCGCCCGCUCAAGGCCAACGCGUCCUUCUUCGUCGUUCAGUCUGGGUUGGAGGUGAACAUCAGGAAGGCGUAGGCACCAAUGCAUGUUGAAGGACGGAAGCGUUGAUGGUUGACAUCCCUUGCUGGGGUGGCACAUGCGGGAAGACGGAGAGGGUAUUGGCAAAGAAAUGAGGAAAUGUUGUGAAACGACAUGGCACGAAAUGGUCGGCGAGGAUGGCUGGGUAGGAGUUUACCGGUUUCCAUAGCCUGGCGUGCAGCAGUAGGUCGUACAUAUUCGAUUGACUUGUAUACAUGGAUCUGUUGAUCCAGCACCUUGGCAUCACCUCUUUGAUUAUUUCUCCCUUUUAGCCAACCCCGUUUCUCCUUGUUCC